Messenger RNA from Sardina pilchardus (European sardine), 7005 nucleotides. Its product is annotated as protein TANC1-like. NCBI's taxonomy places the organism in Eukaryota, Metazoa, Chordata, Actinopteri, Clupeiformes, Clupeidae. Gene Ontology annotation, molecular function: protein binding. The record is from RefSeq and is a predicted model, not a curated record. The transcript has 27 exons. The coding region runs from base 164 to 5899 and encodes 1911 amino acids.
UGAGUGAGGAGGGGUUGUCAUUCUUCUUCAGCCGAAACUCCACAGUUCACGAGCCCAUGCGGUACGAGGCGCACGGAGAAGUUUGCCACUGAUCGAGCCGUUGCUUCUCUAGCGCAGGACACAAGAAGAAAGAGGAGCACAAGAGGAGAACAGGGAGUCCACGAUGUUCAAGGCCGUCCUGAAGAAAGGGAGAGGUGGAGGAGGGAGGGGUGACAAGAAAGACACAGAUAUGGAGUACUACAGUCAGAGCGGUCAGUUUGGGGGGUCCGCGCGGGUCUCCCCCUCUCGUGGUGCGCCCCCCUCCUUGCCCCUGCAGCCGUACCCCGUGGACGAGGGGGGGAGACUGGGACUGACCCGCGGGGUGUCCCUCUCUCUGCCCUCCUCACCGCUGCUGCCCCCACGCCAGCCCUACAUCACCCCACUCCGCGCCAGCAAGAAGUCCCCAGGUCCGCUCAGGAAGCCCAAGUAUGUGGAGAGUCCUCGGCUUCCUGGAGAUGCUCUCGCAACAGCACUGAGAACCAAAGAGCUGUACCACAAUGAGCCCUGCUCCUCCCUGGCGGCUCAGGAGCUCAUGACACGUUUGGGUUUCCUGCUGGGAGAGCGCAUCCCUGGCUCGCCACGCGUUCCCAUGGAAGACCGGAGCCUGAAGAAGUGUGUAGUGACCAGUCAGGGCGUGAGUCCGUGCUCCACGCUGACCAGCAGCACGGCGUCGCCCAGCACCACGGACAGCCCCUGCUCCACCCUGCCCAGCUCGGGCCCGCCGGCCACCUGCACCUCCCUCACCUCCCCCAGCUCCACCCUCGAGAGCAAGGACAGCGGCAUCAUCGCGACAGUGACCAGCUCAUCUGAGAAUGAAGACCGGAGUGGCUCCAGUCUUGAGUGGAGUAAAGAUGGCAGCCUGAGUGUCCGUGACACCACCUCCACCACCUCCACCACCACCAACAGCGGCAGUAGUGGUGGCAGCAGCGGCUGCCCUGGCACGGGCACAGGCCCCGGCAAUGCCAGCGCGCACCACGCCUCAGCCGUGCCACCCGCGCCCUGCUCGCCCGUCACCGAGGACGGCCCUAGCACCGCGCCCGGCAACGCCGCCCCGUCCGCCACCAGACCCGGACCGGCGCCGUCACCCGCAGGCCCGCCCACGGACGCGCCCAUGCCGGCGUCCGCAGCCUAUCACAGUGGCUCCCUGGUGAUGCCACGCCCAAACUCAGUUGCAGCGACGAGCUCCACUAAGCUGGAGGAUCUGGUGUAUCUGGACGAGCAGAGGAAUGCUCCUCACUGCUCCUCAAUGCGCCUCCCCUGGCAUGGCUCACACACCGGCGGCCGGGCUCAGGAGGGCAAAGCCCGCUUCACUCCUUACAAGCCCGCAGAGAUUAUGCUGAAGCCACUCCUAUUCGAGGUGCCCAGCGUUACCAUGGAUACAGUGUUUGUGGGCCGUGAUUGGCUGUUCCAGCAGCUGGAGGACGGGCUGCGGGGAGAGGGUGAGGCCGGGAAGGGCCGCGGGGCAGUCGUCGUGGGCAACGUGGGUUUCGGCAAGACGGCCAUCGUGUCCAGGCUGGUGGCCCUCAGUUGCCAUGGUGGCAGGAUGAGACAGAUUGCCUCCACCAGCCCUGGGGCAUCGCCUAAAAGUGGGAAUCUCAGUGGGGCUCCAUCCCUCAGUCAUUCGGCCAAUCAGGGUACAGCCUCUGCCUCUGGCACCGCCCACGGUACCCCCCUCAGGAGCAGCAGUUGCCCAGGCACUCCAGAACUGCAGAGACACCGAGAGGAGGCAGCCAAACGACUGGCCAGCAAGGUGGUGGCCUAUCACUACUGCCAGGCCGAUAACACCUACACGUGCCUGGUGCCCGAGUUUGUGCACAGCGUGGCGGCGCUGCUGUGCCGCUCGCCGCAGCUGGGCGCCUACCGGGAGCAGCUCCUGCGGGAGCCGCAGCUCCAGGGCCUCCUCAGCCUGCGCUCCUGCGUGCAGGACCCCGUGGCCGCCUUCCGGCGCGGCGUGCUGGAGCCGCUCGCCAACCUGAGGAAAGAGAGGAAGAUUGCGGAGGAGGAAUACAUCGUCCUGGUGGACGGCCUGAACGAGGCCGAGUUCCACAAGCCGGACUACGGCGACACCAUCGCCUCCUUCCUCACCAAGGUCAUCUCCAAGUUCCCCUCCUGGCUCAAGCUGGUGGUCACGGUCAGGAUCAGUCACGUGGAGGUCACUAGCCUGCUGCCCUUCCCCAAGAUCUCCUUGGACGAUGUCCACAGCAACAAGGACCUCGCCGCUGACCUGAGCACCUAUGUGCUCCAUCGCAUGGACGCCAGCCCCUCCAUCGCCGCCAACGUGGCAUCCAACGGGCGCUCCGACCCCUCGUCCACCUCUUCCUCCUCCACCUCCUCAUCCUCCUCCUCCACCUCCACCUCCACCUCCCGCCUGGCCACUCACCUGGUGGGACGUAGCCAGGGCUCCUUCCUCUACCUGAAGCUGGCGCUGGACCUUUUUGAGCGCGGACACCUGGUCACCAAGAGCUCCAGCUUCAAGGUGGUGCCCGUGUCGCUGUCCGAGCUCUACCUGCUCCAGUGCAACCUGCGCUUCUGCGGCGGCACGGCGGCCUUCCAGCGGGUGGCGCCGGUGCUGAGCGUGGCGCUGGCGUCGCUGCACCCGCUCUCGGACGAGCAGCUGUUCCGGGCGCUGAACGCCGGGCAGGCGCGCGGCUCCAUGGACUGGGCCGACUUCCAGCAGCGCAUGGAGACGCUGGCGCCCUUCCUGGUGGUGCGGCGGGACCGCACGCGCAUGUUCUGCCACCCGUCCUUCCGCGAGUGGCUGGUGUGGCGCGCCGACGGGGAGAGCACGGACUUCCUGUGCGACCCCAGGAGUGGGCAUGCCCUCAUGGCCUUCAUGCUGUCUCGCCAGGAGGGCAAACUCAACCGCCAGCAAACCAUGGAGCUGGGCCACCACAUCCUUAAAGCCCACAUAUUCAAGGGCCUGAGUAAGAAGACGGGCGUGUCCUCCAGUGUGCUGCAGGCUCUGUGGGUGAGCUGUAGUACUGAUGGCCUCUCUGCUGCCCUGGGCUCCCUCAGGAACCUCUACACACCCAAUGUCAAGGUGAGUCGCCUGCUGAUCCUGGGCGGGGCCAACGUGUGCUACCGGACCGAGGUGCAGGGCGGCUCCACGGUGCUGUGUGUGCAGGCCCACCUGGGUCACCUGGAGGUGGUGGCUCUGCUCCUGGAAUUCGGGGCGCCCGUGGACGGGCUGGCGGAGAGCGGCAUGACCCCCCUCUGUUACGCCUCUGCCGCCGGGCACCUGGAGGUGGUCACCCUGCUCUGCAAGAAAGGAGCGAAGGUGGAGCAUGUGGACAAGAGUGGCCAGUGUGCGCUGGUCCAUGCCGCUCUCAGGGGUCACACUGACAUCAUCCGCUUCCUCCUGGAGCAGCCCUGGGCCCCAGCCGACCCCCAGGAGCCCAGCGGCCCCCGGACCAAAGCCCUGCAGCAGGCCCUCAUAGCAGCGUCCAGCAUGGGGCACACCCCGGUGGUGAAGAGCUUGCUGGCCAUGACUGAUGAUGACCUGAGAGUUCAGAUGGAUGGAUUUGACUCUCUGUGGGGAGAGACUGCCCUCACUGCAGCAGCGGGCCGAGGCAAGCUGGACGGCUGUUCGUUCUUGUUGGACCAGGGUGCCGCGGUAACGCAGCCAAACCGCAGAGGGGUGUCGCCCAUCUUCAACGCAGUUAGAUACGGACACGCACAGGUGGUGGAGCUGCUGUUGCAGAAUGGAGCUGACGUGGCCACCAGUGACAAACAUGGCCGCUCACUGCUGAUGGUGGCGGCCAGCGAGGGCCACCUGGGCACUGCCAACUUCCUGCUGGACAAAGGAGCAUCUCUGACCGUGGUGGAUAAGGAGGGGCUGACCGCUCUGAGCUGGGCCUGUCUGAAGGGCCACAGGAGUGUGGUCCAGUCCCUAGUGGAGAGGGGCGCUGCCAUCGACCACACCGAUAAGAACGGACGCACUCCACUUGACCUGGCCGCCUUCUACGGGGAUGCAGAGAUUGUGCACUUCCUGGUAGAGCGCGGUGCCGUCAUUGAGCACAUGGACUACAGCGGCAUGCGUCCGUUGGACCGGGCCAUAGGCAGCCGCAACACGUCUGUGGUGGUCACCCUCCUCAAGAAGGGAGCGAAGCUGGGGAACGCAGCCUGGGCGAUGGCCACGUCCAAGCCUGACAUCCUCAUCAUUCUGCUGCAGAAGCUGAUGGAGGAGGGGAACCUGCUCUAUAAGAGGGGAAAGAUGAAGGAGGCUGCUCAGAGGUAUCAGUACGCCCUGAGGAAGUUCCCCCGGGACGGCUUUGGUGACGACCUCAAGGCCUUCAGAGAGCUCCGGGUCUCCCUCUACCUCAACUUGUCCCGCUGUCGCCGCAAAACCAAUGACUUUGGCAUGGCAGAGGAGUUUGCCACUAAAGCUCUGGAGCUGAAGCCCAAAUCCUACGAGGCUUUCUACGCCCGGGCGAGAGCCAAGAGAAGCAGCAGGCAGUUUGCCCCGGCGCUGUCGGACCUGUACGAGGCGUCCCGCCUCUGCCCCAGCAACCGGGAGAUCAGCCGCCUGCUGGCCCGCGUGGAGGAGGAGUGCAGGCAGCUGCAGCGCCCCGGGGGCAAAGGUCAACUGCCGCUCAAGCACGAGUCCGACCACGAGGACGACGACGACGACGAUGAGGAUGAAGAGGACGAGGAUGAGGAUGAGGAAGAUGGCGAGGACGGCGAGGAGGAAGGGCACGGCCUGCUGGGACGGCGGCUGGACGAAGGGGAGGAGAACGUGUACGACAACGCCGGGGAGGAGCGCAGGAGGAAACAGGAAGCGUGGCGUAAACAACAACAGCACCAACAACAACAACAACAACAACAACAGCAGCAGCAGCAGCAGCAGCAGCAGCAGCAGGGUCGCUACCAGCUAACACGUACGCUGCCCGGCGAGCUCACUCACGGGCACGUUCUGCCAGACCCCUCGGCUGCCCCGCGGCGCCAGAGCCAGAGGGCCAAGAGUGGUACCCGCUGUGGGUCGGUGGGCGGGAAGAGCGCCGGGCAGUGCGGGUCGUCCAGCCCGCUGCCCAGCCGACACCUGCCCACGGGGCUGAAGGCGGGGCCCUGCAUCCACAUCGGCCCCGGGGUGCCCGAGGAGCCGCCCGAGCGCAAGCCUUACUGCUGCCCGUCCUCGGCCGACGCCAUGCCAGCGUCCGGCAGCGUCGCCCGGGCAGCGGAGCGUCUGGAGAUGGCCGCGUGCGGCGGGGGGGAGGUGGACGGCGGGGGCGGAGGAAACGUGCGCGUGUCCAGCUCCUCCAGCAGCCUGGCGUCCAGCGGGGUGCUCUCGGACGGCGGCGGGCGCAACAGGAGCCCGGCGGCGGACAAGAUGGCCGUCUCCCCUAGCGAGGGCGGCAGCGGCGGCGUGGCCUCCUGGCAAGAGAGCGGCACCGGCGGUGGCACAGCUGGCGAGCACAAGCCUCGGCCCUUCAUGGGCGUCAUGGACAAGACGGCCCGUUUCCAACAGCAACUCCUACUACAACAACAACAACAACAACAACAACUUCAGCAGCAGCCGCGGCAUCACGGCAACGGGCGCAGCUGGCACGGCUACCCGGCCGAGAGCUACAUCGGGCACACGUCGGGCGGCCAGGCGCCGCCGCCGCCGCCGGGCAUGAACUGCGACUUGGCCUACUCGUCUCAGACAGGAAGCACUUACCACGAGCACCCGUACCCGCUCGUGGGCGGCGGCCUGCACAACGGCUCCCACGCCCACGGCCCCGGCGACCUGCACCCGGCCCUGGCCCUGCAGCAGCACUACGGCAACGAGAGCAAGCUGAAGCAGGCCAGCCUGGCCCGCGACAACCCCAUCCACAUGAGCUCCAUCAAGCCCAAGCGCUCCUUCAUCGAGUCCAACGUGUGAUCUGCCAGCUUUGCACCAGCUAAAAACAGGCUGGUCACACCUCGUCUGGUCACACGUCAUCUCUGUUCGCUUGUAAUCAGCAUAGUCUUCUCGGUCAAAAGGAAGGUUCCUCAAGCAGUUGAAACUGUACAUGGAUAUAUUUGCUUCGAAAUCUUUCAAUAUACAACAAAAUGGAACAAUUGUACAUGGAUAUAUUUCUGUAUCUGUAUCUUACAAAUGGACAUCAAAAUGCAACGGCUGUGCAUGGAUAUAUUUCUAUUGCUGAGUUAACCACAAAAUGGAAGUGUUGUGUAUAUACCCAAGGCGCUCAUGAAGGCUACAAAACAUCCGAGCCGUUGUGCUCGUUAAGACUGAUUCUAGAUCAGUGUUAUGACAGUGAAGAGGGGGGUUUAGACAUACCCACUGAGAUGUCUGUUACAGUUCAGAGAACAGAAAAUAGCUGGACAGCGCUGGACUAAUGCUACGCCAUCUCUCUCACGGUGUGACAAGGCUUUUGCUGCAAUAGUUAAAUACGAAACAGCCAUUGAACCCUACCACCACAAAAUUAACAGAACUAUAAUAAAGUAUUAUUAUUAAUAAUAAUAAUGUUAAUUUUAAGAAACAGCCUAAGAGUUAAAACUCGAUCUUAGUAAUUAGAAUUACAGAAUGAAUGUCUAUUAUAUGGGCAUUCUAGUAUUCUAAGGAUAUUUAAAACCUGUAUAUAUUUGUACUCAGUUUGCUUCUCGUUAAUGUGUAAGAAUGCUUCCGUGUGUGUGUGUGUGUGUGUGUGUGUGUGUGUGUGUAUGUGUGUGUGACGGGGAUGAUCCUGAACAGUCCCUCUUUGUACAUUGUAUAAAUAGCCUCAUAUUCUCUACUUCCUGCUUGUUGCCACCUGGUUUAUUUAUUUCCUGCGCCUAUGGCUUCGUCAAUUGUAAAAGCAAUAUAUUUUAUAUAUAUUAGUUAUUUUUGCACAGCGGUUAUAUUACAGAGACGUUUUCCUAUUUAAAAGUAUAUAAAUAUAUACUACAAUGCUUUAAUGAAGACUCCUGGGAUUUACGCACGUCAGAAUUGCAGUUUAUAAAGUUGCCGUUUUCAGAUUGAUACUCCAGAGUGGGGAGGUAUUUGAU